Molecule: messenger RNA, 7194 nt
Organism: Hypoxylon fragiforme
Lineage: Eukaryota; Fungi; Ascomycota; Sordariomycetes; Xylariales; Hypoxylaceae
Exons: 11
Coding region: 1-7194 (2397 amino acids)
Biological process (GO): secondary metabolite biosynthetic process; fatty acid biosynthetic process
Molecular function (GO): 3-oxoacyl-[acyl-carrier-protein] synthase activity; fatty acid synthase activity
Source: RefSeq, a predicted model, not a curated record
AUGUCUCCCUACGUUAAUUCAUCCUAUAAUGAGCCCGAGAAUCUGGCACUCGAGCCCAUCGCCAUCUGUGGAAUGUCAUGUCGACUUCCCGGUGGUGUCGAUUCUGACUCGACCUUCUGGGAUAUGUUGAUCUCGAAGCGAACGGGACUGAGUCCAAAAGUUCCCGCGUCCCGUUUCAACGUCGACGCCCAUUAUCACGAGGACCUGGACCGACCGGGUUUUUUUCUCGACGGCCGGCCCGAGGAUUUCGACCCUACUUUUUUCAAUAUCACACCGGCGGAGGCUCAAUCAUUAGAUCCACAACAGAGAAAGAUACUCGAGGUGACUUACGAAUGUUUUAUGUCAGCGGGUGUAACUUUAGAGUCUAUAUCUGGAUCGAACACUGCCGUUUUUGUGGGGUCUUUCACAGCCGACUAUCAACAAAUAUCUAUGCGAGAUCCUGACUUCCGUCAUAACUAUACUGCCACCGGAGUCGACCCCGGCAUCAUUAGUAACCGUGUGAGCAAUGUUUUCAACUUGAAGGGACCAAGUUUUACUAUAAAUACGGCGUGUUCCUCCUCAAUUUAUGCCCUACACCAGGCCAGCCACGCACUUCGCAAUGGAGAUUGUGAUGCUGCCAUCGUUGGUGGUGUAAACUUAAUACUUACUGUAGAUCAACAUAUGAAUACGGCUAAGCUAGGCAUAUUAUCUUCUACGUCGACAUGCCACAACCCCGACGCGUCCGCCGAUGGGUAUGGCCGUGCCGAGGGCGUUGGAGCCUUAUAUAUAAAGCGCCUGCCCGAUGCGAUCAAAGAUGGAGACACGAUUCGGGGAGUAAUUCGUUCAACUGCAGUCAACACAAACGGAAAGGUAGAGGGGGCGGGAAUCACACACCCGAGUCUUGAGGGCCAAGAACGUGUUGUACGGAUGGCAUACGAGCGAGCAGAUUUAGACCCCAACUUGACAGCGUACGCCGAGCUACAUGGAACAGGUACGCCUAUUGGGGACCCGAUCGAGGUGAAGGCUAUAUCACAAGCGAUGAAUGAUACACGACCGCCGGACAGGCCAUUGCUUAUCGGUUCUGCGAAACCGAACAUUGGCCAUGGUGAAGCCGCUAGCGGUAUAUUCGCCGUUAUGAAAGCGGCAUUAAUGACUGAGGCGGCUCUGAUUCCUGGUCUUGCCCUCAAGAGUCGGAACCCUGAGAUCUUGGAAAAGGAGUGGAAGGUAAAGGUCCAGGCCGACACAGUACGCUGGCCUAAAGAAUACAUAACGCGAAGGGCAAGCGUUUCUUCCUUUGGAUAUGGAGGCACCAAUGGCCACGUUAUAGUUGAGUCAAUUGACUCACUAUAUCCGUGGUAUCAGCACGCGAAACCCAAAAAGGAGGCUCAAUACAACCGCUCAUCCGACAAGCCCUUCCUGCUAUGCUUUUCGGCACACGAUGAGCCAACCUUGACCCGAAAUGUUGCUGCAAUAGCCGCAGUGGCUCCAGAGUUCUAUCUCACCGAUUUAUCGCACACCUUGAAUCUUCACCGUACUAAGUUCUCGCACCGGGCGUUCACAAUAGCACGGGAAGGGAGAGAGUUCAAGGCUUUCACCUCGGCAACUCUACAGAGCGGUGCUGUUUCUAAGACGAAAGUUGGCGUCGGCUUUCUAUUCACAGGACAAGGGGUACAAUGGGUGGGUAUGGGCAGAAUUGCUCUUCGAGUGUUCCCGACAAUACUCCAAACUAUCCAAAAGCUAGACCGGAUACUUGAGGGGCUUGAACCAAAGCCAGAUUUCAACAUGGUCGAGUUGCUAAAGGACGAUAGCGAAGCUGCGACGAGUAGAAUCCACGAGGCCGAGAUAUCCCAGCCUUUAUGCACGGCAAUACAGAUCGCGCUUGUAGACCUCUUCUCACAAUGGGAUAUCGUACCUCAGGUAAGCAUUGGCCAUUCAUCUGGCGAGAUAGGGGCUGCGUAUGCAGCAGGUCUGAUAAGUGCCCCCGAGGCUAUCAUAACUGCCUUUUGCCGUGGUCAUGCCGUUACCGCGUACUCGGAGUCCGGGUGUAUGCUGGCAGUGGGGUUGGGACCGAACGAGAUCCAAGAGUACCUACCAGCAACCCCUGAGGAUGUCUGUAUUGCAUGCGAGAACUCACCGAACAGCGUAACUCUAAGUGGGCGACCAAAGCCAAUCGCGCGGGUCUGUGAAAAGCUUAUGGCUAAAGGCGUUCAUGCCCGAGCCCUCCGAACGGGGAGGGCGUAUCAUUCUCCCCAUAUGGCGGCUGUAGGUAUGGCGUAUGAAGUCAUGCUUUCCGGAGCGGUGGGCAACUUGUCUGAAGAAGACUUGAAAUGGUGUCGACCACGCUCGCCUAUGAUAUCUUCCGUCACUGGGGAGCUUGUUCCUGCUGGAACGAACUCCUUGCCUGCAAGCUAUUGGAGCGAAAACCUGCGCCAGAAAGUGCUCUUUAGUACCGCAGCCCAACGGCUAGUUUCUGAUGAAGAAUUUGCUCACGUAAAUCAUGUUAUUGAGAUUGGCCCGCAUUCAUCCCUGGCCAACCACUUUAAGCAGAUCUGUCGUAUGGACAAGGCAGUCGCUGAACGCUUCACUUACAUACCUUCCCUUGUGCGUAAAGAGAAUGAUGCCUAUCAGCUUCUCUCAGUUGCGGGUUCUCUUUUUAUCGUUGGAUACCCCGUAGACUUGGAAAGCGUCAAUUCAGCAGGUUUUCCUGCCACUACCACUAUUUCGAAGUCCAAUACAAAGUAUCUGCUUGUCAACCUGCCACCUUAUCAGUGGAAUUAUGAACAACAGUGCGGGCUUGAACGCCGUUCUAGCACUGAACAGCGAGCGCGUGUGUUUCCACGUCAUGAUCUUUUAGGUAGUCGUGUUUCGGGGCUUUCCAGCAGGUCGGCGACGUGGCGUAACGUUCUGAGGCAACGUGAUAUCCCUUGGUUGAAGGAUCAUAAUCUUGGUGGCACAGCUAUCUUUCCUGCGGCGAGCUACCUGUCGAUAGCUGUAGAAGCCCUACGACAGGUGCGCGAGUCGGCGGGACUGACUCUUGGAGGCGUUACGCUACGCGAUGUGGACAUCAAGACAGCCCUCGUGGUGCCUGAUAAUGAUGAUGGUGUUGAAAUCAUCACUCGCCUCCAAGAGCCCAAGAAUACGGAUUCAGAAGAUAGUUGGCAAACCUUCUCUGUGGAAUCGUUGGCUGCCAACGGUGAAUGGACUGUCCAUUGCGACGGCCGGAUCUCAGCAAGUCACAAGCCGAGCGUACGAAUGUCGAGACAGGAGGUUCCUGUGGAUGAAUCUAUCCUAACGCAAAGAGUAUCGGGUAAACGAUGGUAUGACGCUUUUGAACGUGUCGGUUUCAACUACGGCAAGACGUUCCAGCAGUUGCAGCAAGUGCGUACGGAUCGCAGCGUCUUCCAUGCCACGGCAGAUAUGACGGUGUGUGAGAGUUCGGGAGUCAUGAAGGGCGAGUCUCGUUAUCUUAUACAUCCGACUACUAUCGACGCAUGCCUUCAACUUACUAUUAUCUCCAUACAUGCGGGCAAACACAAAGACAUGCCAUGGGGUGUCGUGCCAACUCGAAUCGAGGAAAUGGCCUUGUAUGCCGCAGAUAUUGGUCAGCCCGUUACUGACGGCCCUCUCAAUUCCAUUGCAGGCCAUGCUGAGGCAUGGACAAAUGGAUUUGAUGGGCGGCGUUUCAACACCAACGUCCGGCUCAAUGGCGUUGACGGGAAGCUUUUGCUAGACGUCAAGAAUCUCACCUGUAUCACAUACGAAGCUGCCCUUCCAGCUAGCAGUAUAGAUAGCGAGAAGGGUGCAGUGGAACCUACUGAAUCCAACCCAUUUUCCGUGGUAAAAUGGAAGCCAGAUAUCACGAGUCUGCGUGAAAACGACUUUCUUCGACUCUGGCCGGGUAUUUCUACUGCUUCUGGACGCAUCUCGAAAUGUAUUGAGUUGAUUAGUCAUCGACAAGUCGUGCGGAAGGCUUUUAUCGUCGCGCGCACUCCUAGCCCCCAAGUUCAAUCGCUUGUCGAGGUGAUAUUGGAUGCGCUGCCAUCUAAUGCCACUAUGACUGUAGGUUUUGAUAUCAAAGCCCAAGAGUCGGUGCAAUCUAUUAAAUUAUCGAAGAAGGCACAUGAUCGUGUAUCAGUGGUAGCUCUUGGGACUGCACCUGAGAGUUGGUUGCAUGAAAAUUCUGGGCUUCAUGACCUGGUCAUAGUCGAAUCGCAUAAUAAGAAAGAGGGGAUACCUCCUGAAAACGUGCUCACAUUCCUAAAGGAAGGUGGAUGGCUACUUGGUGUAUCGACGGCAUUAUUCUCGACCCCUUUCCCAAGCCCGAAAUUCACGUUAAAUAUAGGCGAACAGGUUGCAUUCUUCAAUUCACAAAAAUCGACCAUUCCUGAUGGCGCACGCCCUCGUACGGCUAGUGGGGAUGAUAUGACGGUGCUUUCUGCGAGAGAAGGAGGCUAUGAUUUACGAAGCAUCCUGUCCGAGGCUAGAGGACAGUACAAAGUUUGCCAGAAGCUCGUUAAAAAUGGCCCCCUGGACAGGAAUCAUCGGGUAGUCAUAGACGAUACAACAGGCGCCAUAUCCGCAUCUAUGCUCGCCGACCCCGCUAGCUUUGACGCCAUCAAAGCCGUGCUGUUGUCUGGUGUGCGCGUGUUGUGGGUUACACGUGGCGCAAGGCAGGGCCGCGUAUCGGCCACUACAGCGGUUCGCAUGGGAAUGGCUGAGGGUUUGCUAAGGGCCUUGCGAUCUGAACAAGCGGCUUCUAAGAUUGUCUUGCUAGAUUUUGACUUACACGAGGAGCCGCGAAAUGUGGCUGCCGCCAUAAUCGGUCGCUUGGAGGCGGCGGAUACGAAAGGUUCCGGCCGCGAUACCGAGUUUUGGUUGCACGAGGGCGUGCUACACGUUGGCCGUGUUUAUCCGAAAGAAGGCAUAGAAUAUGGAACAAGUCCAGGAGAGCCUCAAGAGAAGCUACUAGCUGGAAAUUUGAAAAUCAGUGCCCAAACUACAGAUGGCCAAUUGGUAUUCGAGGACGAAGAUUUGCAAUCAACCGUUCUCGCCAGUGGUGAAAUCGAAUUACAAGUUCUGGCAUCGCAGUGGCCUUCACAUACCCGCGGAACCCAAGUACUGGUUGAAGGCAUUAUCAUUGGUGCUGGCUCUUCUGAGAGCCGAGAGCUUAUCGGAAAGACCGCCAUUGCGUUUGUGUACGAUGGGUUCCGGACCGUAAUUCGCACAUCCGGAUAUGCAAUCAUCGACGACGACAAUCCGGACAGGAUUUCCCCAGAGGUUCUCGUCGGAAUCAUGCCACCCCUUUGUCCAAUAGUACAUCUUUGCCUCAUCAAUGCUAAACUCGAAAAGGGCGAUUUUGUCUUGUCACUCCCGGGGCCCAAAGCUGAUGUGAGGUCGCUGAAGAUACUUGCCAAAGCCUUGGGUUGGAAUAUGAGCGCUGUAGCCCGUUCAGCAUCAGAAUGGGAUGAGUAUAUUUCCCAGGUCGGCUUAACCCCUGAGCAAAUCGUCCUUUCGGGUGAGAUGGGCAUUCUUUUUGCAUUUAUUCGCGAGCAACACGAGAAAUCUUCAUCGGGGACUAUAACAAUCAUAGCCCAUGAUUUUGACUCUCUGAGCCACGAGGUCUGGAGACACAUCCCUCCAUCUUGUCGGUUCCUGCUCUUGAACAAGACAUCGUUGAACGUCGUGCCAGACCCCUUGCCGUUCUCCCGCGGCGCAACCUUUGUAUCCAGCAAUAUGAAGUCUCUUCAUGCUUCGCCGAGGGCCAACGCAAAGCUCCUAAAGUUGACACUGGACUUACUUGAAACUCACUCUUCGUUACUGGUUGGCGAUGGCCAGGAUAGCAUUAACGUAGUGGAUGUAGGUGAAGCUAGAGAUAUAGGGGCAGCCCCUACGGAUGAGGAGAAUGAAAAGGCGACCGUUGUACGAUACUGCCAAGGAGAAAGUCGAGUCAAAAUCCUCCAUAACCCCAAGCAACUACUCUUAUCACCCGAUGCUACAUACCUCCUUAUAGGCUGCCUAGGGGGGUUAGGUCGCAGCUUAACCAGGUGGAUGAUGGAACGCGGAGCACGACAUUUUGCUUUCAUUUCGAGAUCGGGGGCUGAUCAGCCCGAGGCCGCCCACUUAAUCGAGAAUAUCAAUGCGUCCGGCGGAUCAACUAGAAUCUUGCGAGCCGACGCCUCCGAUGACGAGGCUGUUCGCCAAGCUCUAGCACCAUUACACGCUGAACGGCCUAUUCGCGGCGUUGUGCAUGGAGCGAUGGUAUUGAAGGAUGGUAUAUUCGAACAAAUGAACCACCAACUGUUUGCUGAUUGCGUCAAUCCUAAGGCAAAGGGGGCACUCAAUAUACAUACCGAGCUGCAAAGCUUGAACGUACAUCUCGACUUUUUCUUACUGACAAGCGACAUUUCCGGACUGCUUGGCAAUACGGGACAGACCAACUACAGCGCAGCCAACAGUGCGUUAGAUGCACUGGCCCGGCAGCGUCAUGCUGUAGGGCUCCCUGCUACGGUGCUUGUCUUGCCCACUGUGCUAGAUGUCGGGGUUGUAGCUGAAAACAACGCUAUUGAGUCCUUUCUAAGGCGGAAGGGCUUGUACGGCAUCGACGAGGAGGAAAUGUUACAAGGAUUUGAGGCGGCUAUGGUAGCAUCACGCCAAGAUACCAGUUUCAAUUCCUCGGUUGGUGUCGGUGCAGGCUUACGCAUAGAAGACACGACAGAAGUAGAUGAUGAGUCGCAAUUUGUCAUGGGAAUGGAGGCCCGCGAAUUAGCUAGAUCGAUGAUGCUAGCAUCCGAAGGAAAACAAAGCGUAGACGCGCUUUGGUAUGACGACGUACGAUUCUGCCACGUACGCUCCGCAUUGGAUGAGAUCGUCGCGAGCAAGAAUGGCUAUGGUGGCAGCGACAAAGAUAAUAUUGCAACGUCAAUCAAGGAAGCCAUGUCCGAAGGAGUCGAGGCUGCUGUGAAGGUCAUCGCGAAGCAUAUCGCAAAACGUCUAUCGAGCAUACUAAUGAAGCCUGUUGAUGGAUUCGAGUUGGAUGGUCCAUCACUUGGCAGCUAUGGUCUAGACAGCAUGAUUGGAACCGAGAUGAGAACAUGGCUAUUCAAGGAAUUCGCCUUGGAUUAUCCAUUCCAGAAGCUAUUGGCGCCUACACUCACAUUCAAGGGGUUGGCUAAGAUAAUAGCUGAGAAUAUGGGCCUGGAGCACAAAAAGGUGUAA